AUGUCAUCAUCAUUAUCACAUUCACUUGGUUCUACGAGAGCUGUAACUGGUCUUGAUGAUUCAUUAUUUUCACCAAUUCAAAUAGAUAAUCUGCAAUAUUAUUAUAAUCAAUCAUCUGAAUCUGCCUCACAUUCAUCAGAUUAUGAUGAGGAUGUUGGAUAUAGUGAUGAAGUGGAAACAUCAGAUGAACAAGUACCCAUAUCUGCAUUAUACGAAGCUAAUGAUGCUCUUAUGAAUGUACUUAAAGCACAUAUUGAAUUGAUGGCAUCAACACAUCGUUAUAUUAAUCGAAAGAAAAAAAAUGAUUAUAAAAACUCACAGAAACAUGUUAUAAACGAUAAUAACAAUCAUCACUCAAAACAAGGUUUUAUUAUUGAUAAUCAAACACAACAUCACGAUACAAAAUUCAUAAAACGAACAAGAUCAAUACCCAAUGUAAAUUCGUCUCCCGAAAGAAAUACAUAUGAACUAUAUGAAGAAAUAAAUACAAUUAUCGAUAAAACAAAGUUUCCGAUAUCAAUUAUGGAAAAAUUUGUUCGACAAAAUCCACUUCUUUCACCUCCAUCCCAUUCAUCUUCAACAUCAAAUCCUAGUGAAAUGGGUGUAACAAAUCUUAUAUCAACACCAUUAUCACCUCCAUCAAUCACAUCACCAACAACGUCUUAUUCUCCUCCUCCACUUCCACGAGAUCUUACAUCACCUCGUCUAUCUGAAACAGCUGAAGUAACUGUCUAUCCAUCGUCUGUUAGUUUAAAAGGUCUUCUUUCUUAUCAAGAUGUGAUGAGUGCUAUUGAACGUGAAUUUCAUUUACAUGAAGGACAAGAACGUGAAAUUAUUAUGAAAUUAUGGUUAAAAGGACAAACAAUGAUAUCGAUUUUACAACGAUAUAGACAUUUAUUGCAAGAUCUUGAUUUAGAUGAUCAAGAUUUUUUAAAUGGAAUGAAACAAAUACGUGAAAUGAUUAAUUAUGCUGAUCGUGAUGUUCAUCAUCUUCGUGAACAAACAAUAAUGCUUGAAAAUCAAAAUCGUUUUCUUGAAAGUGAAUUUCAUCGACAAUUAGAUAAAAUUAUCAUGGAAAAAAAUGAACAAAUUAGUCGAUUAAUACAUAUUAUUGAUCAAACAUGUGCACCACCAGCUGAAUAUACAGAUCAUAUUAGAGAUAUUACACAUGCAACAGGAAAUCAUGAUCUUCUUGCACAAAAAUUUAUGCAAGAAAAUGUUGCAUUACAACGUGAAUUAGAAACUCUUCGUGCUAGACUUGAAUAUACAUUUACAUUACUAAAUGAAAAAUUAGAUCAAUAUGGUGGAUCAUCUCCAUCAUCAGUUAUUCAAACAGCUAUUGAUCAAAUGCGACAUUCUGAUGCUAAAUUACAAGAACUUCAAUUAAAAUCUUCAUUUCAACAAGAAGAAAAUGAUCUUCUUCGAUAUAUAAUGGAUAGAUCUCAACAUUCAUCAAAUCCUGAUGUAACACAAUUAUUUAGUAUUAUUGAACAACGUUCACUUGAACGUGAAUUACAUCGUGUUCGACAUGAACUUGAAAUAACUGAAAAUAAAAUUGUUGGUCUUGAACAAAAAUUUGAACAUUCCGAUGAAACUGUUAAAUUUAAUAUUGAAAGACUUAAAUUAAAAUGUGAUGUUUUACGUCAACAUAUUUUAACAUGUAAUCGACGAUUAAAUGAAGCUAUGAAACAAUUACCGGAUGAAUUUAUGGAUGAUAAUGAAAUAUCAAAACACGAAAAAAAUUUCGAAAUUAGAGGAAAUAAUACAAUUCAACUUGAAAAUGAACUUUCAUUAUUACGCGAACAGUAUAAUGAAUUACUUCAAUAUUCGAAUACUAUCAAAUUUGAAUUGGAUAAUGCAAGAAAACAAUUACAUGAACAAAAUACACUUGAUUCAAGUACUAUUCCAAAUGAUUCAUCGGAAUUAGAACAUGAACGUCGACGUUCUACUCAACUUGAAAAAGAUUUAAUAUCACUUAAAAUAAAAUAUGAAGAUGUAUGUGAACGUGUUACAGCUGCAACACUUCAACUUGAACGUGUACAAGUUGUACUUGAACAAACUUUACGUCGUUGUGAACAACUUGAAAAAGAAAAGCUACGCAAGAAACUGACGAACUAUCCACAAGCACAAUCUAGUGCUUUUUAUCACCCAUCACAGCUAGAAAUUAAUGGAAAAUCUGAUCAUCUUUCACAAAAUGUUGCGAGUGUAACAGCGAAAUAUAAAGAUAAAAUGAAUACAAUUAAAUCACGUUUGGAACAAACGGAUCGUGAAAGACGUGAAGCACAAUAUCGUACUGAACAAUUACAACAUGAAAUUGAACGACUUAAAAAUGAAUUAACACAUAAAAAAGAAGUUAUUUAUGAAAAAGAUAAAUUAAUACAAGAUACACAAUACAAAAGUCGAGAAAUGUUCCUUGAACGACAAUCAGCGGAAGAAAAAAUAUCAAAUGAAUAUAAAAGAUUAAAUGAACUUGAGGAUAGAAAUCGUCUACUCGAAGAAGAAUUAGAACAUAUACGACGUAGUCAGAUACUAGAAAAUAUAACAGUUCGACGAACUGAUGUUAUUAAUCUUGAUGGUGGUACAAUUGAUUCAUCAAAUCGUAUUGAAGAAUUAAGAAUGAAAAUCAACGAAUAUGAACGAAAAUUUCUGCAUGAAAAAACUAGUAAAGAAUCAUUACAAGUUCAAAUGAAAAUACUUGAAGAAGAAAAUACAGAUCUUCGAGAUAUAAUGAGUCAGAUGCGAAAGAGAACACAAGAUGAUCGACGAGAAGAUCGUGAUCGUAAUGAUGAAAUUCAAUUAUUAAUUGCUCGUGCUGAAUCAAAUGCUCGACAAUAUAUGUCAAAUUUUAAUUUAUCACCAUCACCAACAUCGACUUUAGUGAGGAUAAUGCCAUUAUCAUGA
Molecule: messenger RNA, 2901 nt
Organism: Adineta steineri
Lineage: Eukaryota; Metazoa; Rotifera; Eurotatoria; Adinetida; Adinetidae
Source: the annotation of a GenBank genome assembly